CACGUGAUGAGUUUUCACUGGACUAUAGACUUAAAGGCCGAACAUAAUUAUCUCUAGUGUAAUUUAAGGCAGAAUGAUCACAACUAGGAGAAAAAUUUGCGUACGUAAGACAUACGCAGCACUGCGUACGUCCGUAAGUUACAGAGAGGGUAUUGGGGGGUUAUAUUCGCGUUAUACCCUCCGUAAUCUCCCUGUAACCUACCUGUAACUUAACUGUAAUCUAAUAAGUCCCGCGCUUCUGUUUUCAUAUAUCAGGUAGAUUACAGAGAGAUUAUAUGAGUAUAACACGGAUAUAACCCCUCAAUACCUUUUCUGUAAACCGCCUCCGUGUCCUUCCAAGAAGGUCCUCACAAUCAGUCUUUUAAUCAAAUCUAUGGUAAUCUUCCUUCGCGAAUAAAUAAACCCUAAUCCCCAUCCAAAUUCCUUCCCCCCGCCUUAGCUGUUCCUGCCGUUCUCGGAUCCGGAGAGCCUAAUUUUUUUAUCUCCAUCUCCAAUUCUUCACCAUCUUCACCUCCCAUUAUUUAAUCCGUAAAGUUAAAAACCUAAAUCGAAUCUCACCAUUCUUAAAUUCCUAAAGCUGGCUGAGUAACAGUGAUGCUCCACUCUUCCAUCUUCUUUACUCCAUCUUCGCCGUCUCGAUUACACCGAACCCCAUUUCCAAAGCAAGCGAGCAAAGCGAGAAAGAAACAUGCUCCCUAGUAGAGCUGUCGAUGGAGCAGCCUUGCCGCCUAAAUCCAGACCCCUGCUCUUCCCCUUCUGUGUCCGACUGCUCCUCUGCUCUUCUCUUCUUCUGCUCGUUCUGUCAAGCAGAGCGGCGGAGGCCAUUAAUGCGGAGGCUGAAGCUCUGAUCGCCUGGAAGAUUACCCUCAAUGGCACCUCCGCGGCAUCCGCUCUAUCAAAUUGGAAUGAGCUCGAUGAGAACCCGUGCGGAUGGUUUGGAGUUUCAUGCGGAAUUGAUGGUCGCGUCGUGGGGAUUAAUCUGCAGUAUGUUGAUCUGUGCGGUAGGGUGCCGGGCAAUCUUGCAGCAGUAGCUCCGACAUUAACUACGCUAGUACUAUCUGGUACUAACCUUACUGGACCAAUCCCGCCGGAGCUAGGAGAGCUUUCGCAGCUCAGCCACCUCGAUCUCAGCGAAAACGCCCUUUUCGGUGAGAUCCCCGUGUCUCUAUUUCGCCCCGGGAGCAAAAUCCAGGAGCUCAUCCUCAACUCUAAUGGACUUGAGGGUUCAAUCCCGGAUGCCAUCGGUAAUCUCACUUAUCUCCGAUUACUCAUUCUCUAUGACAACCAGCUAGCCGGAACGAUUCCAGCGAGCAUUGGGCUGCUGGGUAAGAUGGAGGUCUUCCGAGCCGGAGGUAAUAAGAAUCUCAUCGGCGCAUUGCCAGAAGAAAUCGGAAACUGUAGUAGCCUCACUAUGAUUGGUCUCGCCGAGACGGGCAUCACCGGCUCCUUGCCGGCGGGUCUCGGCUUCCUCCAGAGAUUACAUACACUUGCGGUUUACACUGCGCUGCUCUCCGGUCCAAUACCACCGGAACUCGGGCAAUGCGGCGAGCUUCAGAACAUUUAUCUUUAUGAGAAUUCGAUCACCGGCUCCGUUCCACUGGCCCUUGGUCGACUCAAGAAACUAAGGAAUCUUCUGCUAUGGCAGAAUAAUCUUGUUGGGAUGAUUCCGCCGGAGCUUGGUUUGUGUUUGGAGCUCGAAGUUGUAGACCUUUCUAUAAAUAGACUCACCGGAGGGAUUCCUCACGCGUUCAGCAAUCUUACCAGCCUUCAGGAACUAAAGCUAAGCGUGAACCAGAUCUCCGGCUCCAUUCCUCCGACGAUUUCCAAUUGCAGGAAUCUAACAGAACUAGAGCUGGAUAACAAUCAGAUCACCGGAGCCAUCCCGCCGGAAAUCAGCCGAUUAUACAAUCUCCGAACGCUGUACGUAUGGCAGAACAGGCUCGAAGGCGGGAUCCCGCAGGAGCUUGCCGGAUGGAAUCUUGAAGCGGUAGACCUCUCUCAGAACGCUCUAACCGGUCCAAUCCCGAAAGAAAUCUUCUCGCUGCCAAUGCUCGGCAAGCUACUUCUACUCCACAAUGACCUCUCCGGCGAGAUAGCGGCGGAGAUUGGCAAGUGCAAGUCGUUGAUCCGGUUCCGUGCCAAUGGGAACAGGAUCACCGGAAACAUCCCGGCUGAGAUUGGUGCGUUGAGGAAACUCAGUUUUCUCGAUCUGGGCUCAAACCGGCUUUCCGGGCCGAUCCCUGUGGAGAUCUCUGGAUGCCGAAAUCUCACGUUCCUCGACCUCCAUGACAACGCCAUUGCCGGCACCCUUCCCUAUCUUCUUUUUGAGGGCCUUGCUCUGCUCCAGUUCCUCGACAUCUCCAACAAUCUCAUAAGCGGCGAACUUCCCCCUGAUCUCGGCUUGCUCGCCUCCAUGACGAAGCUAAUCCUCGCUGGAAACCGAUUCACCGGCCAUAUCCCAACGGAGAUCGGAUCCUGCUCGCGUCUCCAAUGGCUAGAUCUCAGCAGGAACGCGCUGUCAGGGGAGAUACCAGCAAGUCUUGGAAAGAUCCCAGCGCUGGAGAUCGCGCUGAAUCUAAGCUGGAAUAGCCUCUCCGGAGAGAUUCCGUAUGACUUCGCUGAACUCAAUCGGCUCGCCAUUCUGGACCUCUCUCACAAUCGUUUCUACGGCGAUCUACACCCUCUCUCCGUCCUCCAGAACCUCGUCACCCUCGACAUCUCCUUCAACAACUUCUCUGGCCGUGUCCCGAACUCCUCCUUUUUCUCCAAGCUCCCCACAGCCAAACUCGCCGGCAACCCCGAUCUCUGUCUCGCCGGCUGCAUCGCCGAUACCGCAAAUUCAAAACACUCGACAUCCCGCCGGGCCGCGCACAUUGCCACGGCUGCUUUACUCUCCGCUACUGUAGUUCUUCUCGGCACGGCGAUCCUCAUCUUCCUCAGCCGCCGGCGAGUCUCCGGAAUCACAACCACCGUCGAUGAAGAGAAAGACGGGGAGCUAGCCCCUCCAUGGGAAGUAACGUUGUACCAAAAGCUAGAUAUCAUCGUCGCCGACAUUACAAGAAGCCUUAAGCCGGCGAACUCCGUCGGGAAGGGGCGUUCCGGCGUCGUCUACUCUGUCAAAAUUCCGCCCGCCGGAACACUAAUCGCCGUGAAGAAGUUCCGUACCUGCAACGAUGCGGCCGCGGCCGCAUCUGCUGGAAGCGAGAUAGCCGCACUGGCGAGGGUCCGACAUCGAAACAUCGUUCGAUUGCUGGGGUGGGCGGCGAAUCAGAGAACGAGACUUCUGUUCUACGACUUCCACCCGAAUGGGACACUAGGCGAGUUCCUCCAUGGCUGUGCUUUAAAUGGGGGAGGAACGGCGGUGAUGGAGUGGGAGGUGAGGCUUGGUAUUGCGAUUGGGGUGGCGGAGGGUUUGGCUUAUCUGCACCACGACUGUGUUCCGGCGAUCAUUCACCGUGACGUGAAGGCCGAUAAUGUUCUCCUUGGAGAUACGUACGAGGCUUGCCUAGCUGAUUUUGGGAUAGCUUGUGUCGCCGGCGAUGCGACUGGUGUUGGAGCAGGAGCGGUGCCGCCGCCGUUCGCCGGAUCUUACGGCUACAUUGCACCUGAGUACGGUUGCAUGAUGCGGAUAACGAAAAAAUGCGACGUGUUCAGCUUCGGCGUUCUGUUGCUGGAGAUCAUAACCCAGCGAGCGGGUCCGCCUAGCGGCGGGCGCCCCCCCGACGGCAGCUUCGGCGAGGGGCAGACCGUCGCCGGUUGGGUCCGCGACCGCCUCCGAAGCAAGCGGGACCCACUCGAAGUGCUUGACCCGAGACUCCGGGGUCGGCCCGACACCCAGGUCCAAGAAAUGCUCCAAGCUCUAGGCAUAGCCCUCCUCUGUGCCAGCCACCGCCCGGACGAUCGGCCUUCCAUGAAAGAUGUCGCCGUCCUCCUCCGUGAGAUUCGCCACGACGACUCCGCCUGCGCCUUCAAGUCCUCCGCCGCCUCCGCGGCUGUUUCCAAUGGUGUCAGCAAACGGUCUCCGACUGUAAGCAUUGGCGUUGCAGACAGAUCGCCAUCGUUGCAAUGCUCCAUCACCUACUCGUGUGAUGGGUUCAGAUGAAGCUAUGGAGCAGAAAUGGGGUCAUUUUCUUCAUACAAAUCUGGAUCUAACAGAGCGGAAGGGGAAGACAGCUACCAAAGGAGUGAAUCAGGUUAGCUCAUUCAGUACGUAUAUGUAGAUAAAGAGCAAAUGCCUGAUUGAGUUUCAAAUUAGCUUUUGUUUGGAGCUGCCCCUCAAGUUCUUAAAAUUUACAUGAAAUGGCACCCACAUCCUUUCCAAAUUAUCAGAUUUGCAAUUCAGGCAGGUGCACGGUGAAAGAGAGGAGGGACUCAGUUCAACCUGAAAGUAUUGAAGUAAUAUUAAUAUAAUUUAAAUAGGAUGAUUUACAUGCAUGCCACUCAAUUCCUACGAUUUUAUAUAUCUUCAAUUCGUACAUAAAUACCAUCUAACAUGUGCAUAUACCCAUCAAUCAAUACCUCUAACAAACUAGGAAGAAAUAUGAGAACCACAACACUAAGCCAACUCAUCCUCUCUCAUUAUUCCACAAAGACCAGACC
Molecule: messenger RNA, 4599 nt
Organism: Phalaenopsis equestris
Lineage: Eukaryota; Viridiplantae; Streptophyta; Magnoliopsida; Asparagales; Orchidaceae
Product: probable LRR receptor-like serine/threonine-protein kinase At4g26540
Biological process (GO): protein phosphorylation
Cellular component (GO): plasma membrane
Molecular function (GO): ATP binding; protein binding; protein kinase activity
Source: RefSeq, a predicted model, not a curated record